CCGACUUGCUAUAACCAAAACCAGACUGACUUCAAUUAAUUGUCUAUUAGAAACUCAACAUAUCGAUCAGUUCACAUUUAACAUUCAUAAGCAUGGACAUGAAGAAGAUUACCGUCGCCAGCAUUGUUGUUGUUGCCUUCGUAAGUCUUGUCAUGGCUGCUAAGGAUAUGCCCAAGGACGCACAUGCCCCCAAGAGCGCCCAUGCCCCCAAUGCUGCUCAUGCUCCCAAGGGCUCAACUUUCGUCCCAGCUUCGGCCCCUAGGGACUCGUCUCAUACCCCUGCCCCGGCCCCUUCAAGUGCCACAUCCACUAGCAGGUCCAUUAUAGAGUCUUUUGCUGGUGCAGCCCUUAUGUCUUUCUUUGCCUAUUAUGUGCAGAAUUAAGCUUUAUUUGAAAUUGAGUAGAAAAAAAGGUUACCUAGACUAAGAAUAAUGAGAUACAUGCGAGUAUUUACUCGAAAGAAAAUUGUAGUCUAGAGCAAUUUUGAGUAUUUAAUAACACCAACCACAUUGUCAUUACAAGCA
Molecule: messenger RNA, 524 nt
Organism: Rosa rugosa (rugosa rose)
Lineage: Eukaryota; Viridiplantae; Streptophyta; Magnoliopsida; Rosales; Rosaceae
Exons: 1
Coding region: 93-383 (96 amino acids)
Source: RefSeq, a predicted model, not a curated record